CUGCUCAGACGGGUGAAGGGCUGUCAGAGGAGGAGUCUGGAGCCGCCCCACUCCCUCUCCUCACACCACCUCCCGGGACCGGACUGAGCGGAGGAGAAGAACGAGGGAAGGACAGGACGAAAGAGAGAGAGAGAGAGGAGACCCGCCGGGAGAGAACAGCGACGGGAAGAGAACAAACUUUGUGAACUGAUAGGAGGAGAGCCACUCUCUCGCUCUCUCUCCCUGCCUGGAUGCUGUCACCGCAGACGGAUUGGGACUGACACAUUGUCUUGGGGUACCACAGCGCCCCCCCCUCUUAUUUUGGGAGAUGUCGUCGGACGACCUCAGGAGCGCGUGCGGCGGCAUGGUGGCCGGGAUCAUUCCGGAAUAUUCCGAGGAGCAGGACGGGGUGAUCCUGGUCCGGAUCAGCAGCCUCCCCGUGGACCUGCUCUCCGCCAGCGACUUCCGCGGGAAGUUUAAAAAGAUCCACUCCAAGCGCCGGCCCUCCAUCCUGGACGCAUCGCCGGUCGGAAACGGAUACAGCAAGCUUCCGCUGCCCCCUGCCUGCAGCGUGCCGGGAGACCGCAAGGGGCCGCCAGCCAUGACGGCCGUCACCGUGGACCCCGAGAGCAAGCCGGGCGAGUUUGUGCUCAAGAGCCUCUUCGCCAACUUCACCACGCUGUCGGAGCGCAAGAUCCGCAUCAUCAUGGCCGAGCCGCUGGAAAAGCCACUGACCAAAUCCCUGCAACGAGGGGAGGAUCCACAGUUUGACCAGCUGAUCAGCACUAUGAGCUCCCUGGCAGAGUACUGCCUGCCCUCCAUCUUGCGGACGCUGUUCGACUGGUACAAGAGACAGAACGGCCUGGAGGACGAGUCCCAUGAAUACCGGCCCCGCGCCAACACCAAGUCCAAAAAUGACGAACAGCAGAAGGAUUAUCUACUUGAAAGGAGGGAUCUGGCCAUUGAUUUCAUGUUCUCUCUCGUACUCAUUGAGGUUUUGAAACAGAUCCCUCUCCAUCCACUCCUGGACAACCUGAUCCAGGAGGUGGUUAACCUGGCGUUCAGACACUUUAAAUACAGAGAGGGGUACCUCGGGCCCAACACCGGAAACAUGCACAUCGUAGCGGAUCUCUACGCGGAAGUCGUCGGAGUCGUGGCUCAGUCUCGGUUCCCGGCGGUGAAGAAGAAGUUCAUGGCCGAGCUGAAGGACGUGCGGCACAAGGAGCAGACGCCCUACGUGGUGCAGAGCACCAUCAGCCUCAUCAUGGGCGUCAAGUUCUUCCGCAUCAAGAUGUACCCCGUGGAGGACUUUGAGGCCUCCUUCCAGUUCAUGCAGGAAUGUGCACAGUAUUUUCUGGAGGUUAAAGACAAGGACAUCAAGCACUCCCUGGCUGGGCUGUUUGUGGAAGUUCUGGUUCCUGUAGCAGCGGCGGUAAAGAACGAGGUGAACGUCCCCUGCCUGAGGAACUUUGUGGAGACCCUGUAUGACACCACUCUGGACCUGUCCUCCAGGAAGAAGCACUCUCUGGCUCUGUAUCCCUUGGUGACGUGCCUGCUUUGCGUCACACAGAAGCAGCUCUUCCUCAAUAGGUGGCACGUCUUCCUCAACAACUGCCUCUCCAAUCUGAAGAACAAGGACCCCAAAAUGGCGCGAGUGGCAUUGGAGUCGCUCUACCGCCUCCUGUGGGUGUAUAUGAUCCGCAUCAAGUGUGAGAGCAACACCGGCACACAGAGUCGCCUCAGCACCAUCAUCACCACUCUGUUCCCCAAGGGGUCCCGCAGUGUGGUCCCCCGAGACAUGCCCCUCAACAUCUUCGUCAAGAUCAUCCAGUUCAUCGCUCAGGAAAGACUGGAUUUUGCGAUGAAAGAGAUCAUCUUUGACCUGCUAUCUGUAGGAAAGCCAGCGAAAGCCUUCAGUCUUAAUCCAGAGAGGAUGAACAUCGGCCUGAGGGCGUUCCUCGUCAUCGCGGACAACCUGCAGCAGAAGGACGGAGAGCCGCCCAUGCCCAACACGGGGGCCACACUGCCUUCUGGGAACACCCUGAAGAAGAAGAGGACCUUCCUCAGCAAGACGCUGACCGAGGAGGAGGCCAAGCUCAUCGGCAUGGCCCUGUACUACUCGCAGGUGCGGAAGGCCCUGGACCACAUCCUCAGACACCUGGAUAAGGAGGUGGGACGCUGCAUGAUGAAGACCAGCCUGCAGAUGCUGAACAAGGAGCCGGAGGACAUGAUCACGGGUGAGAGGAAGCCGAAGAUCGACCUCUUCAGGACCUGUGUGGCUGCGAUCCCUCGGAUCCUCCCGGACGGCAUGUCCAAACUGGAGCUGAUCGAUCUGCUGUCGCGCCUGACGAUCCACAUGGACGACGAGCUGCGUCUGAUCGCCCAGAACUCCCUGCAGAGCCUGCUGGUGGACCUGUGGGACUGGCGGGAGGACGUCCUGUUCGGCUUCACCAGCUUCCUGCUGCGGGAGGGGCAGGACACGCACCCCGGCCUGCUGGACUCCGCCCUGCGGCUCCUCCUCCAGCUGCUCACGCAGUGGAGGCUGACCAUGCAGAGUCCCGCCAAGAGCCGCGGCCACGAUCGGAACCUUCCGGAGCGCAGUCACUGCGCGGUGCUGCACGCUGUGGAGGGGCUGGGCCUGGUGCUGCUCUGCUCCUGCCACACCGCCACGCGCAAGCUCGCCGUGUCCAUCCUCCGCGAGAUCCGCACGCUGUUCACCGCCAUCGGCCAGAGCGAGGAUGAUGACAAGCCCAUGAUUGAGGUGAUGGAUCAGCUCAGUUCUGCGGUCCUGGAGAGCUUCGUACAUGUGGCACACUCGGAAUCGGCCACCCUGCCCCUCAGUCACCACGUGGACCUGCAGUGGCUGGUGGAGUGGAGCGCCAAGCUGGUGAACAGCCACUACGACGUGAAGAGCCCCUCCCACGUGUGGAUCUUCGCGCAGUCGGUGAAGGACCCCUGGGUGCUGUGCCUCUACAGCUUCCUGCGGCAGGAGAACCUGCCCAAACACUGCCCCACGGCGCUGAGCUACGCCUGGCCCUACGCCUUCACCCGCCUGCAGCUGCUCAUGCCCCUGGUGGACCCCAAUAACCCGGUGAACGCCAAGAAGACGAGCACAGCGGGCACGUGGGACGGGUACGUCACCCUGUGGAGGAACUACCUCAUCCUGUGCUUCGGCGUGGCCAAGCCCAGCAUCAUGAGCUCAGGACACCUGAGAGCGUCCACGCCCGAAAUCACCGCCACCACGCCCGACGGCAGCGUCAGCUACGACAACAAGGUGAUUGGGACACCCUCCAUCGCCUGUCUGCUGAAGCAGCUGGUCCCGCUGAUGAGGUCAGAGAGCAUCGAGAUCACAGAGGCCCUGGUGCUGGGGUUCGGACGCACCAACGCGCUGGUGUUCAGGGAGCUGGUGGAGGAGCUGCAUCCCCUGAUGAAGGAAGCCUUAGAACGAAGACCUGAGAAUAAGAAGCGCAGGGAGAGGAGGGAUCUGCUCCGGCUGCAGCUCCUGCGCAUCUUUGAGCUGCUGGCCGACGCUGGAGUCAUCAGCGACAGCACUAACGGGGCCCUGGAGCGGGACACCCUGGCCCUGGGGGCCCUCUUCCUGGAGUACGUGGACCUGACGCGCAUGCUGCUGGAAGCGGAGAACGACAAGGACGUGGAGGUUCUGAAGGACAUCAGAGCCCACUUCAGCGCCAUGGUGGCCAACCUGAUCCAAUGCGUGCCCGUCCACCAUCGCCGCUUCCUCUUCCCCCAGCAGAGUCUUCGUCACCACCUCUUCAUCCUCUUCAGCCAGUGGGCGGGGCCCUUCAGCGUCAUGUUCACCCCGCUGGACCGCUACAGCGACCGCAACCACCAGAUCACCCGCUACCAGUACUGCGCCCUCAAGGCCAUGUCGGCGGUGCUGUGCUGUGGGCCCGUGUUCGAUAACGUGGGGCUCUCUCCGGACGGGUACCUGUACAAGUGGCUGGACAACAUCCUGGCCUGUCACGACCUGCGGGUCCACCGGCUGGGCUGCGAGGUGGUCAUCCUGCUGCUGGAGCUCAACCCCGACCAGGUCAACCUGUUCAACUGGGCCGUGGACCGCUGCUUCACCGGGUCCUACCAACUCGCCUCUGGCUGCUUCAAGGCCAUCGCUACUGUCUGCGGGAGCAGAAACUACCCCUGUGACAUUGUGACGCUCCUGAAUUUGGUGCUCUUCAAGUCCUCGGACACCAACAGAGAAAUCUAUGAGAUCUCCAUGCAGCUGAUGCAGAUCCUGGAGGCCAAGUUGGCGGUGUACUCGAAGAAGACGUCGGAGCAGAAGAGCAGCAGCAUCCUGUACGGCACCCACGGCCCCCUGCCCCCCCUCUACAGCCUCUCCCUCUCACAGCUGUCCAAUCAGCUCGCCCGGAUGUACCCCGAACUCACCCUGCCACUCUUCUCUGAGGUGAGCCAGCGCUUCCCCACCACACACCCUAAUGGCCGGCAGAUCAUGCUGACCUACCUGCUGCCCUGGCUGCAGAACAUCGAGCUGGUGGACAGCGGCCUGCUGCCCCCCGCCUCCAGCCCCUGCACCCCGGAGGAGGAGGCCCGGGAGCAGGCCGACAGCCUGGGCCUCGCCCACCCCCUGAAGGGCAGCGGCUGGGGCUCCCUGCAGGCCACCUCCCUGGUGCUCAACAACCUCAUGUUCAUGACCGCCAAGUAUGGUGAUGAGUUGCCGGGGCCGGAGAUGGAGAACGCCUGGAACGCUCUGGUCAGCAACGACAAGUGGAGCAACAACCUGCGGACGGCGCUGCAGUUCCUCAUCAGCCUGUGCGGCGUGAGCAGCGACACGGCACUGCUGCCCUACGUGAAGAAGGUGGUGAUCUACCUGUGCCGGAACAACACCAUCCAGACGAUGGAGGAGCUCCUGUUCGAGCUGCAGCAGACGGACCCGGUCAACCCCGUGGUGCUGCACUGCGAUAACGCCCCCUUCUACCGCUUCGCCCCCAGCAACAAGACCUCUGCCGCGGCCUCAGGUACAUCCUCGAGUAGUAACACACUGGUUGCUGGCCAGGAGAGCUUCCCAGACCCAGAGGAGUCGAAAGCAGCCAGAGAGUCUGAGGAGAGGCGGAGCAAUGCCAGCCGGGCUCACAACAGACUCGAGUCCCGCUACAGCAACAGCUCUGGGGGCUCCUAUGACGAGGAGAAGAGUGACCCGCUGCCGCCCUACACCGGUUGGCUGAUGAGCGUGCUGGAGUCCAAUCAGCCGCAGGCUCUGCCCAUGCCCAUAAACGGGGGCUGCUGGGCGCCCCUGGUGGACUACCUGCCCGAAACCAUCACCCCCCGAGGGCCCCUGCACAGGUGUAAUAUUGCAGUGAUCUUCAUGACGGAGAUGGUGGUGGAUCACAGUGUGAGGGAGGACUGGGCCCUACACCUGCCACUACUACUGCAUGCCCUCUUCCUGGGGCUGGACCACUACCGGCCGGAGGUGUUCGAGCACAGCAAGCGCCUCCUACUGCACCUCCUCCUCACUCUCUCCUGCAACAACAACUUCCAGGUCAUCGCCUCCGUCCUGCUGCUCACCCGGGAGAUGAGUGACAACAAGGCCCUGACCGUCAAAUCCAGCUCUCAGCCUGAAUACCUGUACACAGGGGGCUUUGACUUCCUGCGGGAGUGCCAGGCCUCCCCGGUGGCCGACUCGGGGCUGAGCUCCUCCUCCACCUCCUCCAGUGUCAGCCUGGGGAGCAACAGCGGGAACUUGCCCCAGAUCUCCCUGGAGCUGGAGGAGCUGGAGGAGUCAUCCACCGAGUCCGACGAGAAGACCAACAAGCUCAUCGAGUUCCUCACCACCAGGGCGUUUGGGCCUCUGUGGUGCCACGAGGACAUCACUCCUAAGAACCCGAACUCCAAGAGCGCCGAGCAGCUGGCCAACUUCCUGCGACACGUGGUGUCUGUGUUCAAGGAGUCCAAGUCAGAGUUCCACCUGGAGGCGCUGUUGAGUGACGUGGCGCUGCAGACGGCCCUGUGCAGCUCCUCCCGGCACUACGCCGGACGCUCCUUCCAGAUGUUCCGCGCCCUGCGGCAGCCCCUGUCCGCCCACGCCGUCUCCGACCUGCUGUCCCGCCUGGUGGAGGUGGUGGGGGAGCACGGGGACGAGGUGCAGGGCUAUGUGAUGGAGGUGCUGCUCACUCUGGAGUCUGUGGUGGAGAAUCUGGCCGAGUGUCUGAAGAACAGCGACCUGAUGGCAGCUCUGACCAGGGCCUCCUCCCCAGACUUCCUGACCAAUGGGAAGCUGACGUGGAACAGGAAGAGCACGGGGCAGCUGAACCUGCCGGGGGGGGUGGUGGGCGAGCGCAGCCGGCACCAGAGGAGCUACUCCGUGCCCAAGAAGUUCGGGGAGAGCGGGGACCGGCGGGCCUCGGACCCGCCCCGCAGCGCCACGCUGGACCGCAUCCAGGCCUGCACACAGCCGCCCGGGAUAGGCCGCACCGCGCGGAGCUCCUCCUCCUGCUCCCGCGACAACCCCGAAGACCCCGCCCACUCCGGCCACCCCGCCAACCUGCUGGCCACCAUCUUCUGGGUGGCGGUGUCGCUCAUGGAGUCUGACUUCGAGUUCGAGUACCAGAUGUCGCUGCGGCUGGUGCACCGGCUGCUGGCGCGGGUUCCCCUGGACCGGCCGGAGAACCGGGAGCGGCUGGAGAAGCUGCAGGCGCAGCUGCGCUGGAGCGGGUUCUCCGGGCUGCAGCAGCUGCUGCUGAAGGGCUUCACCUCCCCCGCCACCACCGACCUGACGCUGCAGCUCUUCUGCCAGCUCACGCCCGUGUCCCGCGUGCCCGUGGUGGACACCUCCCAGGCCAUCGGGUUCCCUCUGAACGUGCUCUGCCUGCUCCCACACCUGGUGCAGAACUUCGACUGCCCCUCACAGUUCUGUAAGGAGAGCGCAGAGAGGAUCGCACAGGUGUGUCUGGAGGAGAAGAACACUAAGCUCUCCCACCUGGCCCACGUGAUGACGCUGUAUAAGACGCACUCCUACACCAGGGACAGCUUCUCCUGGGUCAGCGUGGUGUGCCGCUAUCUGCACGAGGCCUUCUCCGACAUCACCCUCAGCAUGGUCACCUACAUGGCCGAGCUGCUGGACAAGGGCCUUCCCAGCAUGCAGCAGUCCCUCCUGCAGAUUAUCUACAGCCUGCUGAGUCACAUGGAUCUCAGCGUCAUCCAGUUCAAACCCUUCAACGCCGAGGUGCUCAAAACCAUCGAGAAGUUUGUGCAGACCGUACACUGGAAGGAGGCCCUGAACAUCCUGAAGCUGGUGGUGUCUCGCUCGGCCAGCCUGGUCCUGCCAGCCUAUCCCCAUGGAGACCUGUCCCACAUGGAGGUGAGCCGCGUGUGGGACGGAUCCUCCAAGGCCCUGCCCGGGAAGACCCUGGACUUCCACUUCGACAUCUCCGAGACGCCCGUGAUUGGCCGGCGCUACGACGACCUGCAGGGUUCGGGGGGGCGGGACGGAAAGAGCCGGGCCAUCGCCGUGACCCGCAGCACCUCCUCGGGCUCCUCGGGGUCCACCUCCAACAACGUCCUGGUGCCCGUCAGCUGGAAGAGGCCCCAGUCCUCACAGAAGAGGACACGGGAAAAGCUGGUCAACGUGCUAUCGCUGUGCGGCCAGGAGGUGGGACUCACCAAAAACCCAUCGGUGAUCUUCUCCUCCUGCGGGGACCUGGACCUGAUGAUGGAGCACCAGCCCAGCCUGGUCUCCUCGGAGGACGGUGGGCGGGAGCCCGAGAACAUGGACGACACCGCGUCCGAGCAGCAGUUCCGCGUCUUCCGCGACUUCGACUUCCUGGACGUGGAGCUGGAGGACGGGGAGGGGGAGAGUGUGGAUAACUUUAACUGGGGGGUACGGAGGCGUUCUCUGGACAGCGCAGACCUGCUGCAGGAGCUCCUGGAGGAGAGCCAGCACUCAGACACCACGCCCAGCCUCGCUAAGGACUCAGACGAGUCAUCAGAGGAGGAGUCACUCACUGCCAGUCAGACGAUGAACCUCUCUCCCUCCGAGGAGACCAACAACACGGACUCUCUCUCCACCUCCUUCGACACCACCUCCGCCGAGCAGCCGUCCCUGAGCGCGCGGACGCCCAGCCUGGAGGUGUCCCUGCCCGAGGACCCCAGCCCGCGGGCUGAGGUUUUGGUGGAGGACGAGGACACUAACGUCCAGGAGGACGACCUGUCUCUCACGGCCCACGACCUGCCGGCGGGGUUUGACUGCAGCGACAGCUUCGCCCUGGAGCCGGAGCCCCAGUACCUGCCCAGCCUGGAGGAGGAGCGGGAGGAGGCCCAGCAGGAGGCUCGGCGCACGCCGCCGCCCUCGCCCUUCCUCUCCGCCGUCCUGGCGGCGUUCCAGCCGGCGGCCUGCGACCACGCCGAGGAGGCCUGGCGCUGCCACAUCGGCCAGCUGGUGUCCGACUCGGACGGGUCCUGCGCCGUCUACACCUUCCACGUCUUCUCCUCGCUCUUCCAGAACAUCCAGAACAAGUUCUGCUCCUUGACCCACGACGCUGCCUGUUACCUCGGCGACGGUCUACGAGGAAUCGGCACCAAGUUCGUGAGCUCCUCCCAGAUGCUGACGACCUGCUCCGAGUGUCCCACCCUCUACGUCGACGCCGACACCAUCCUCUCCUACGGGCUCCUGGAGAAGAUGAAGUUUAGUGUGCUGGAGCUGCAGGAGUACCUGGACACCUACAACAACAGGGAGGAAGCAGCCAUCUCCUGGCUGCGGAACUGCAAGAGCACCUUCCCGAGGGGGUCGGGGAUGGGGGUGGUCACCUGCCAGCCCGGGGACUCUGAGGAGAAGCAAAUGGAAUCACUGGCACAACUGGAGCUGUGCCAGCGUCUCUACAAGCUCCACUUUCAGCUGCUGUUGCUGUUUCAGUCGUACUGUAAGCUGAUUGGUCAGGUCCACGCCAUCAGCUCUGUCCCAGAGCUGCUGAACAUGUCGCGGGAGCUGAACGAGCUGAAGAGCAGCCUGCGGAUGGCGGCGGUGGGCGUGGUGGGCGGCAGCCUGACGCCUCGCUCGUACCCGCGCGCGGCCACGCCCAGUUUCAGCUCCUCCGAGGCCGCCGUGCAGGCCGUGCUGGAGAGCCUGAGGAAGAGCGAGUUCGCCACCGCCAUCCGCCACAUCCGCGAGUGCAGGACGGUGUGGCCCAAUGACAUCUUCGGCGGCGUGUCGGAGGACGAGGUGCAGACGCUGCUGAACAUCUACUUCCGGCAGCAGAGCCUGGGCCAGACGGGCUCGUUCGCGCUGGUGGGGUCGCGGCAGGACCUGUCGGAGAUCUGCGCCAAGCUGAUGGAGCUGAACGGCGAGAUCCGCGACAUGAUUGGCCGCGCGCAAAGCUACCGCGUGGUCUCCGCCUUCCUCCCGGACUCCAGCGCGCCCGGCACCAGUCUCUGACAGGAGGAGGAGUUCACCUGGCCCCCGCCCCCCUCGCCCUGCUCCGCCCCGCCCUCGCCCCUCUUCUAGCUGCGCCCCUUAGCCUUACCCCCAUUCUAACCACACCCCCUAAACUAGUCCUUGAUAUCCCCCCACCCCCUGUCCUUGCCCCUAUUCUAGCUCCACCCCUUAUCCUGGCUCCUACUUUAGAACCACCCCCUGACCCUACUCUAGCCACUACCCCUGACCCUGUCAUUACUCUAGCCCCACCCCCUGGCCUUACCCAUAUUCUAGCCACACCCCUUUACCGUACUCUAGCCCCACCCCCUGACUUUACCCAUAUUCUAGCCACGCCCCCUAACCUUACUCUAGCCCCACCCCCUGGCCUUGCCCCUAUUCUACGCAUGCCCCCUGCCCCUAAUCUAGCCCCACCCUUUGUUCUUCCCCUAAACCAAACCCCACCCCCUGUCCUCACCCCUGCUUUAGCCCCGCCCCUUGCUCCCACCCACGUCCCCGCCCAAGAGCCAGCCCCAGCCCUAGCUCCAGUGUGGGGGUGCUGCUGCCCCUGCGUGGGGCUACCCCAAAAUCCUGCCCCUUACCUGGGGAAGCUGGGCGAGGCUGUGCUGGCUCUUCUCACCGGGGGGUCCAAAGGUGAACGUGUUCUCAGGCCGACAGAGGCACAGCAAUACUGGACGGGACAGACAGCCGCUGGGUACCUGACGAGUGCCCGUUGAACCGCGGCUGGAUUGCACUGGCGAAAACAGCCAGACUCUUAAGCCUGAUCUAUACUUCGUCGCACACUUUUGCGCAAUAAGCCAAUAAGCACGAAGUUACCGAAAAAAUGUAAACAUCAGCUGUUUGUCUUGUUACCAUAGACACAACAGAACCGUUAUCGCAGACCUCCGCUGAAGUAUAAAUACAGAAUGUUGCGCGACACUUUCAUUUUCGUCAUAGGACACUUGCCGCCAGGGAGUACAACGAGGCAUAAAUCAGGCUUGACCACGACGGUGAGCCUCGGUGGCGACACCUAGUUGCUGAGACUGGUAUCGCACUUCCAUAAUACGUUUCAAAGAGGAAUAAACCAAAGUUUGAACGAACUUCUGUUCUCUUUCAGAAGAAGACUCAGAAAAGGUGUUUAAAACGGGGUUUGCCGUUUUAAACUCCUAUGGAGGGUGGGUAGGGGGGUGGGAAUGUGCAAUGUUUCGUUCAACAGACAGCAUUUCGACUACGCCGGGCACAAAGAAUGCGUUUGGACGCUGACGACUUUCGGUACCGCGGAGCUAAACGAACAAGCUGGUGAAAAGGACGCUGACAUUUAUUGACGAUUUUUUUUGUAUUGCUGCCGGCUGUUCGAAAGCUUGAACGUGCGCCUGUGUGUAGGUGUAAAUUGAAACUUUAACCCAGACCACCAACCAUUGUACACUGUCCGCAUCGUAUGGAUUUGUGUGUGCGUACCCCGAAAUCGCUCCAAGGACAACCUCGACAUCGACGCUGUAGUCACUUCCGUUUUCUCAUAGGACUGGGUACCGUCCUCCCCUCGUUAAUCGUGAUUGGUCCUCAACUUUUUACGGGUGUUGUUUGCGUUCUACUGUGUAAUUAUUUGCUUGGAGGUGUAUUCAUAUUAUCGAGAAACCAAACAAGCAUAAUGGUGUUUGCAUUUUGUUGUGUAAUUAUUUGCUUCUAGGGUUAUUUAUAUUAUCAGAGACACCAAACGCAUUGAAUUUAGUUUUAUAGAACGAAUGGUCAGUCUGUUACAACUGCCAAGCAUGAUUAUCGUAUGUACUACUAAAAUUGUAUUAGACAUAUUUAACAAAUUUGUAUUUGAACUGAAAGAAGGAUUUGUAUAUAUGACAUGGGGAGCUUUGAUCAUGUGUUUGAGAUUUUAUUUUUUAAUUUGUGCACGUAAAAAAAAAAAAAAAAAAAAAAACGUACAAAAAACGCACAUUUUUAAAGUUUCCUUGUGGAAGGCCAUCAAACUCUUCCACGUUGUAAAUACUUUUACAGCUUUUUGUGAUGUCAUCUGGGUUGGUGUUCUGUACACUUAUGUAACAAAGUAAAUAAUAUAUGAAAUAUGAAA
Messenger RNA from Conger conger (European conger), 11438 nucleotides. RefSeq names its product furry homolog b (Drosophila) (gene fryb). The transcript has 62 exons. The coding region runs from base 308 to 9382 and encodes 3024 amino acids. Gene Ontology annotation, biological process: neuron projection development; cell morphogenesis. Gene Ontology annotation, cellular component: site of polarized growth; cell cortex. NCBI's taxonomy places the organism in Eukaryota, Metazoa, Chordata, Actinopteri, Anguilliformes, Congridae. The record is from RefSeq and is a predicted model, not a curated record.